CACCAACCACCCCCCCCCCCAAAAAAAAAAGAUAACAAGUUGUGAUUUGGAAGAAAAUGACCAGCAAAACAGUCGACUGUUUUUAUCACUUGGUCUUAAAAGUUGCUUUGGUCCAGAUCCUCACUGUCCAGCAGACCUCAGCUGCACCGACCCGCAUCGUUGCCUUUCCAGGCGAUAGCACCCCGAGGAGUGAGGAGGAACUUGCUGCUAUUUACCUGAACAAGUACUAUGGCUGCCCUGAAACACAGUGUGACCUGGCGACUCUGUCAGCCACCCUGAAAAAGAUGCAGAAGUUCUUCGGAAUCCCGCAAACUGGGAAGUUGGACAGUGAGACUGUGGAUCUGAUGAAACAGCCCCGCUGUGGGGUUCCUGACUUGGCCAAUUACAACUUCUUCCCCCGAAAACCCAAGUGGGAGAAUAAUGCUGUGACUUACAGGAUUUUGGGAUAUACUCACGACCUGGACUCCGAGACUGUGGAUGAUGCCUUUGCUCGUGCUUUUGGGGUGUGGAGUAGCGUUACACCAUUGAAAUUUACGAGGCUCUUUGAUGGAGAGGCAGAUAUCAUGAUCAACUUUGGACGCCUGGAACAUGGAGAUGGAUAUCCAUUUGAUGGGAAGGAUGGACUGCUAGCACAUGCAUUUGCCCCAGGGAAGGGCAUCGGAGGUGAUUCUCAUUUUGAUGAUGAUGAGUUCUGGACACUGGGUGAAGGACAAGUGAUUAAGGCAAGGUUUGGGAAUGCGGAUGGUGAAUUUUGCAAAUUUCCAUUUUUCUUUAAUGGGAAGGAGUUCACAACCUGCACAACUGAAGGUCGUGAUGAUGGAUUCUUUUGGUGUUCCACAACAUACAAUUUUGAUGUUGAUUCAAAAUAUGGAUUUUGCCCCCAUGAAUCACUCUUUACGAUGGGAGGAAACGCAGACGGAGCACCAUGCAAGUUCCCUUUUACAUUUGAAAGCAACCAAUACGAGAGUUGCACAACAGAUGGGAGAUCAGAUGGCUAUCGAUGGUGUGGCACAACCAGUAACUAUGAUGCAGAUACAAAGUAUGGUUUCUGUCCAGAGCAAGCCAUGUCAACAAUUGGAGGAAAUUCCAAUGGCCUUCCUUGUUUCUUUCCUUUCACCUUCCUUGGUGACCCGUAUCAAUCCUGCACCACUAGUGGCCGCAAUGAUGGCAGGCUGUGGUGCUCCACGACUGGAAACUAUGAUGAAGAUAGUAUGGGGAUUCUGCCCGAUCAGGGUUACAGUCUUUUCCUUGUUGCUGCCCACGAGUUUGGCCAUGCACUGGGCUUGGAGCAUUCCCAGGACCCAGGAGCUCUGAUGGCCCCCAUUUACACCUACAGCAAACACUUCAGACUCCCGCAGGAUGAUAUUCUUGGAAUUCAGGAACUUUACGGAAUACCAACCGAUAGACCCUUGCCACCAACACAAGGUCCUGUCACUCCUACCGACAUUUGUAAGGAAGAUAUUGUCUUUGACUCUGUGGCACAAAUCAGAGGGGAAAUUUUCUUCUUUAAAAAUCGAUUCUUGUGGAGGACGACAGCCACUUACACCCAACCCACAGGACCUAUGCUUGUUGCUGUUUACUGGAGUGAUCUGCCUGAAACAUUUGAUGCUGCCUAUCAGGAGCCUGUAGAUGAGAAGGCUGUCUUCUUUGCAGGUGAUCAAUACUGGGUGUAUAGAGCUGUUGAUCUAGAGAGCGGUUACCCCAAAAAGCUCUCUGCACUUGGGCUCCCAGCUGACUUGCCACGUGUUGAUGCAGCAUUUAACUGGAAGAAAAACAAAAAGACUUACAUCUUUGCUGGUGACAAGUUUUGGAGAUAUAAUGAAAUAAAGAAGAAAAUGGAUCCCGGAUUCCCUAAGUUAAUUGCAGAUUCCUGGAAUGGUAUCCCGGACAACCUAAAUGCCACUCUUGAGUCCUUUGGAGAUGGACAUAGCUACUUUUUCAAGGAUUGGUACUAUCUCAAAAUGGAAGAUGAAAGCUUGAAGAUUGUUAAAGUAGGGAGUGUCAAAACUGACUGGCUCGGUUGUUAAGUUAUACACGUUAUGUAUAAUUGAUCUUUUUCUUUCCCUCCAAAUAUCACACUGUAACUUAUUGUUUAAAAGGGCAAUUUUCGCAUAUGUCUUAUUGUCGAAGUUCGAGCUUGCAAUCUUAAACCAUCCCAGAAAACAACAGUAUUAUACCCAGCUUUGCAAGCUUAACUGAUAGUUUUAAGUCAGUGUUUUCAUUAUUGUGUGAGAACUACGGUAAAAGUGCUAAAGGCACAGGAUGCCUGCAGUAUUGAUUUUGUGUCGCAUGAUGAAACCAGGUUGAAAAAAACUGUUAUUUAAUAACUGAAAAUGCUUUCUUCAGCAGUAUAAUUCUGAUUAUCAAAGACAAUAUUCAUUAUAAAUAUCUUCAAAUAUUUUUUUCUCUCUCUAAAGAAAAUUGCAGGAAAUGCUUUAAGCAAAUUUCUGCAAAUCAAAAUUGUGUUAGUGAAACAUAAUACAGUAACAGCAGUACAGUAACAAGGCAAGGGAAGAGUCAGCCAACUACCUAAAGCAGAGCAUAAGUGCUUUUCUCAAAGGCAUAAGAUGGAUACCAGCCGUGGACUAUAAUAUUACUUUACAACAGUUCUUGGUCAUUUUGCUUAUAUACAAAUCGCAUCAGCUGCUGAUGUACUUUCCGAACAAUGAAUCUUUGUAUUUCUACUGUUUUCUAUUCUGUAAAGUUUUUUUUUAAAUAAUUUACUCAAAGGAGAUUCGGUAGUGUUGAAAUCUGAUUAUGAAAUUGGCAAUGCAUAUGAAAUUCUUGUAUUUCAAUUUCUUGUUUUUUUUAUAGUGUUCAAGCAAGCUGCAACGAGAUUGUGGUAUUUUGGCAAUUAUUUGCAAUUUUGAUACGCAAUAAAGUUGUCUUUAAAA
Messenger RNA from Callorhinchus milii (elephant shark), 2894 nucleotides. RefSeq names its product matrix metallopeptidase 2 (gene mmp2). NCBI's taxonomy places the organism in Eukaryota, Metazoa, Chordata, Chondrichthyes, Chimaeriformes, Callorhinchidae. The record is from RefSeq and is a predicted model, not a curated record. Gene Ontology annotation, cellular component: extracellular matrix. Gene Ontology annotation, biological process: response to hypoxia; tissue remodeling; proteolysis. Gene Ontology annotation, molecular function: metalloendopeptidase activity; zinc ion binding.